AUGGCAUUCUCAUCUUCCUUGUGGUCUUCUCUCUUCAUUCCAAAUCCCAACAGAAAUAACCGUUUCUCCACAUUUUCUCCCGCCACUCCCAAACUCUCAACAACCACAUUCGCCAUCCCUCCCCUCUCAACCGCCACCGCCGCCGACGUCACCGGCGCAAUCGACGGCACAACAAUCGCCGUCGUAAGCGGAGGCUUCGUCGCCGGUCUCACCGCGCUACUCUCCCUAACAGACCCCGAGCGCCGGCGGCGCGAACAGGCGGAGGAAGUUGGCGGAGACGAUAAGGAAGUUGUGAAGGAGUAUUUUAAUAAUAAUGGAUUUCAACGGUGGAAGAAGAUUUAUGGAGAUACUGAUGAUGUUAAUAGAGUUCAGAGGGAUAUUAGGUUGGGGCAUUCGAAGACGGUGGAGAAUGCGCUGCAGAUGCUGAAGGAGGAAGGUUCGCUUGAAGGUGUUUCUAUUUGUGAUGCUGGAUGUGGGACUGGUUCUCUGUCGAUUCCGUUGGCUAAGGAAGGGGCUGUUGUGUGUGCUAGUGAUAUUUCUGCUGCUAUGGUCGCUGAAGCCGAGAAACAGGCUAAAGAACAACUUGCGUCAUCUGUGAUGCCAAAGUUUGUGGUGAGUGACUUAGAGAGUUUGGAUGGAUUGUACGAUACAGUGGUGUGCCUCGAUGUUAUGAUUCAUUACCCUCAGAGUAAAGCGGAUGGGAUGAUUGCUCAUCUUGCUUCUUUGGCAGAAAAGCGAUUGGUUCUGAGCUUUGCACCUAAGACAUUUUAUUAUGAUGCACUGAAGAGGGUUGGAGAGUUGUUCCCUGGGCCUUCCAAGGCAACCAGGGCAUAUCUUCAUUCUGAAGCAGAUGUUGAAAGGGCAUUGCGCAAGGUUGGGUGGACGAUAAAGAAGAGAGGCUUAAUUGCUACUCAAUUUUACUUUGCCAAGCUUAUCGAGGCUGUUCCUAUGUAG
Vicia faba (fava bean) is the source of this 954-nucleotide messenger RNA. Lineage: Eukaryota; Viridiplantae; Streptophyta; Magnoliopsida; Fabales; Fabaceae. The record is from the annotation of a GenBank genome assembly.